GAAUAAGGAUGGCCAGACGCGGGAGCAGGACUACUUUUCUGAAAGCCAUUACAGAAUUGUUUCACCAACAUUCCAGUAUAAGAUGAGCCACCAGCGAGUGGGCAAGUGCAUCAUCAUCAACAAAAACUUUGACGAAAAGACGGGGAUGGUUGUACGGAAUGGCACAGAUCGAGACGCAGGCGAGUUGUUCAAGUGCUUUAAGAGCCUGGGCUUCGACGUCUGCAUCUACAAAGACCAGACCUGUCAGAAGAUGGAGUGUCUUCUCAGAGAAGCCUCGGAAAAGAACCACAGCUCCUGCUUUGUCUGCAUCCUGCUGAGUCACGGUGAGGAGGGUAUAAUCUAUGGCACUGAUGGAGCCAUGCCCAUCAAGAGCAUUACCUCACUCUUCAGGGGUGAAAUGUGCAAGAGUCUAGUGGGCAAGCCCAAACUCUUCUUCAUCCAGGCUUGUCAGGGUUCUGAGUUCAAUGAUGGCAUACAGACGGAUUCCGGGCCCCCCAAUGAUACCCUUGAAACGGAUGCAAAUCCCAGGCACAAGAUUCCUGUCAAGGCAGAUUUCCUUUUCGCCUACUCCACCAGUGAUGUGGCUGCUCUUCCAGGGUACUACUCAUGGAGGAACCCUGGGCGUGGCUCCUGGUUUGUCCAGGCACUCUGCUACGUCCUCAAUGAGUUUGUCAAGCAGCUGGAGAUCAUGCAGAUCCUCACAUGUGUCAACUAA
Messenger RNA from Coregonus clupeaformis (lake whitefish), 715 nucleotides. RefSeq names its product caspase-7-like. Gene Ontology annotation, cellular component: cytoplasm. The coding region runs from base 83 to 715 and encodes 210 amino acids. The transcript is spliced from 5 exons. Lineage: Eukaryota; Metazoa; Chordata; Actinopteri; Salmoniformes; Salmonidae. The record is from RefSeq and is a predicted model, not a curated record. Gene Ontology annotation, biological process: proteolysis; apoptotic process.